AUGGAGCCACAACGAGGGGAGGAGCAGCUCGCGCGUGGGGCGGGCGGCGGCGGCGGCAUCAACGACGACGCCGGAGCCGCAGCUUGCUUAUGCCCCGCCGCCAUCGCCGGCGCGACCGGCGCGGCGCGGGGUCCUUUGUUCCCACCACUCCACGCGCUGGAGCAGGAGGUGCUGCGCCGCGCCGAGCUGCAGCUGCACGUCGGCGGCGGUGACCGGCGCAGGGAGCGCAAGAUGAAGAACCGCGAGUCGGCGGCGCGGUCCCGCGCGCGCAGGCACGCGUACGUCAACGAGCUGGAGAAGGAGGCGAGCCUCCUCCAAGCAGAGAACGACGAGCUCAGGAAGCUCUGCGAGGAGCUGAAGGAGGCCGCGGAGGUGGCGGCGCCCGCGACGAGCAGAGCUCCCCAGCUGCUGCGGCGGACGUCCUCCGCGCCACUCUAG
Miscanthus lutarioriparius is the source of this 438-nucleotide messenger RNA. The record is from the annotation of a GenBank genome assembly. NCBI's taxonomy places the organism in Eukaryota, Viridiplantae, Streptophyta, Magnoliopsida, Poales, Poaceae.